AUGCCAGCCGUUCACUUCGAACACUCUGUUGCUUCGAUCCGACCUUUGAAACACCAGACAGGUAAAGGCGUUGCGACCUCCGUGCCCCGCGCUGCUCUCGCUGUAUCAAACGUCAAGUCCAGUGUGUUCCUUCAUAAAAUUGCAUUUCAAUACUACCCUCUUGAUUUGAACGCAACCUCAAAUCCGUUCCUCAUCUCUUGGUGGCCAUUAGCUCUAGGUGACCCGGCAUUAUUCCAUGUUUCGCUGCAGACGGCAUGUCUCGACGAGGAACUCCUUGCCCAAAAGGGCUUCCAGUCUUCCGAAGUACUCAUGGCAGACUCAGUGACCCUGCUGCGAUCUAAAAUUGAGGACAUAUCCCUUGCCGUUCAAGACGGGACCAUGAACUCUGUUAUCACUUUGGCAACGAUCGAAUUUGGGAAAGGAAACACUGAAAUAAGCGAAAUGCACGUGAAUGGAGUGAGGAGAUUGGUGAAUAUGAGAGGUGGUAUUAACUCGGUGAGACAAACCAGUCCACUGACAGCGCGAAUGAUUUGUUGGGUAUCCAUGUUGAUAAUGGGUCAUCCGCAAUUCGAGACCCAGGAUGACACCGGCAUCGGAGAUGGUAUACCCCCCAUCCCCGAAUGGCAAUUAAGCUCGACCGCUCUAUCCGAGAAUCUAUAUGAUGUUAGCAACCUUGAGCUUGAGGAUGAAGUGACAAAUGUCUUUAUCCGUCUUCGAAAUGUCUUUCAGUUUGCUCAAAAGAUAUCCAUUCCAAGCACCAGGCUUCACGACCUCACCUGUUUCGUCGUACACCGACUGUUGCUGUCAGCACCGGGAGCGGAAAGCAUCAUGCUAUCACCCAUGACGGAAUGCAUUCGCUACGCCAUGAUACUUUAUAUGUUUCUCAUCCAAGGACCGACAUAUUACUCGCAUGCAGUAUUCAUGAACAUGACUGUCACUCGACUGAUUCGGCAUCUCAAUCAGCUCGAAUCGACACGUAGGGUAUAUGACUCGCUCGACAUCUGGAUGUUUUCGAUCGGAAUGGUUGCAUCAACGGGCACACCAAACUAUUCAUGGUUCAAAGAGCGAGCGCGGAGGUCGAGCCUUUCUCUACAGCUGGAUAGUUGUGAUGCAAUUCUCUUCCACGUAAGGAGAGUCCUUUGGCUGGAGAUGCUGCAAGGCGAGAAUGUGUUUCAACCUCACUGGGGCACGAUCUUUGGUGGUAAAAGUCCGCUCGAGUUGCCCGCCUAUGCAAUUUGUGCCUCGUCCAGCCGCGCUUUACCGGGCUGA
Penicillium nucicola is the source of this 1269-nucleotide messenger RNA. RefSeq lists its product as uncharacterized. The coding region runs from base 1 to 1269 and encodes 422 amino acids. The transcript is spliced from 5 exons. Lineage: Eukaryota; Fungi; Ascomycota; Eurotiomycetes; Eurotiales; Aspergillaceae. The record is from RefSeq and is a predicted model, not a curated record.